AUGAUAAUAGCACCACCUUCGCGUUUCUUCCUCUCCAGUCGACUUCUCCCUCCCUCCCUCCCUCCCUCCCUCACUUCCCUCUCUCUCUCGGUCUGUCUGUCUGUGUCUCCCUUCUUGCCUCCCUCCCUCCCUCCCCACCGUGCACGCUUGGGUCUGCUGCCGGUGUCGCAGCGGGCGGCGGUGGACGCGUACGUCGCCGAGAUCGAGCAGGUUACCGCUCAGCUGAGGUCGUUCGCGUACUGGGCCCAGGCCCCCGGGCUCGUCGGCGGGGAGGGGAUAGCGACGGCGGUGGAGGGCCAGUCGUGGACUCGAAAGAAGAUCAGAAACGACGCCAGCCCGUACGUCGAAGAGUGGACCACCCGGUGCCUGCUCAUCCGCGGAGCCAUCUACCCCCCGUCCCAAACGCCACCGCCUCCGCCGCCGCCGCCACCGGACGCCGGGGACGGAUCACCCCCGGACGCUGACUCCGCGACCACCACGGUGGAUGCACCACCAGCAGCGGCGGCGGCGGCGGCGGGCAUCGAAAGACCGGCAACAAAUGGACGGGUACGGGGGGGGCGAGGAGAGUCUGCUGGUAGCGGCGGCGCUGGCGGGGGCGCCGCGGAUGGGACCGUCGGGUCGGUGAUCCCCGCGCGCGCGCGGCGGCUGGUCUGGCGCAGGGUGGUGGACGCCCUGCUGUUGUCGCUGCUGAGGGGUUUCAGCCGCGUGAGACGGUGCAGCACGGAGGGGCGGGCGCUGAUGAGCAUGGACCUACAGGCACUGGCCCUGGGCCUUGAAGACCCGGCGGCGACGCAGGCCGCCAAGGCUCACGUGCACGCCUACGUCAACGCCUUCUACUUCGGGGAUGAAGACUUGCACAAGUGGAUCAAGGAGCGGUGGCGGAGCUACCCCAUGUACCAGAUGGUGUCGCUCCUGCAGUGCGCGGACGGCGCAGUGGCCUCCAAGGUCCUCCGUAAGCGGCGGGUCAAGGACCUGGUGGCCCAGGUAGAGGCCCUCUACCUGCCGAGCUGGAAGGAAAGCGGCGGCGGAACCGGUGCCUCUUCGGGGCAAACGGCGGGGGCGAAGACAGGGAGCACGACCGGCACCCCCCCUGCUGCUGCUGCUGCCGCUGUCCACGGUGCCCCCACGAGUGGUGGAAGGAGGAGCAGCGGCGGCAGCAGCGGGGGCGCUCAUGACAGCAACGGCCGAUCGCCAUCCCCCGCUUGCGAAUGA
Ectocarpus siliculosus is the source of this 1212-nucleotide messenger RNA. The record is from the annotation of a GenBank genome assembly. Lineage: Eukaryota; Phaeophyceae; Ectocarpales; Ectocarpaceae.